This is a messenger RNA of Gigantopelta aegis, 9929 nucleotides long. RefSeq names its product probable ubiquitin carboxyl-terminal hydrolase FAF-X. Bases 150 to 7907 code for a protein of 2585 amino acids. The record is from RefSeq and is a predicted model, not a curated record. Gene Ontology annotation, biological process: cell migration; protein deubiquitination. The transcript has 59 exons. Gene Ontology annotation, molecular function: cysteine-type endopeptidase activity; cysteine-type deubiquitinase activity. Gene Ontology annotation, cellular component: nucleus; cytosol. Lineage: Eukaryota; Metazoa; Mollusca; Gastropoda; Neomphalida; Peltospiridae.
CUGCGGUCGGUCGUCUGAUGGUUUGUAAUGUUAAAAAAAUACAUUUAACAUUUUAGACAAAACCAUAUUUUAACAGAUGAUUAUUGUUUUGACCUCAACACAGUUAUUUGGACCAUCUAGAAUUCUAGAUUGAGCACAAGCUCAGCAAGAUGACAAUAGUAAUGCGUGGAAGUCCGGCAGCUGGCGAUUCUCCACAGGAAACGAGCCAGCAACAACAUGGACAGCAGCAACAGCCGCCACCACCACAGACACAGCCACCGACUACCCAGGUGCCUCUAGUGACCACACAGCCAGGGGUCACGCAGCCGGCGGCCCAGCCACAGUUGGCUGCCCAGCCACAGCCGGCCCAGCAGCCUGGCGUGAGUCCACCCAGCCAGGUACCGAAUGGAAGCCAGCCAGAUGAGGGAGGACAGGGGGACGGUGUUGUCCAGCUCGCAGAUGAUCAGGAACCCGAGUUCCCGCACGUGGAGCUGGCCAAGCUUGACGAAAUGAUCAACAGACCGAGAUGGGUCGUACCAGUCCUUCCUAAAGGGGAGCUGGAAGUGCUGUUAGAGGCAUCCGUUAAACUCUGCAAAGAAGGUUUAGAUAUACGUAGUGAAGCUUGCCAGAGAUUCUUCAGAGAGGGACUGACACUUUCAUUCACAAAAAUUCUAACAGAUGAUGCUGUCAGUGGAUGGAAAUAUGAAAUUCAUAGGAGCAUAUUAAAGAACUCUGAGAAGCUGAUUGAGCUGUGUGUGUACAAACUGCCUCAAGACUGGUUUCCAAUUCUCGAUCUUCUCGCGAUGGUGCUCAAUCCUCAGUGCAAGUUUCAUACAUACAAUGGGACACGGCAGUCUGAAACUGUCCCUGCAGGAACUCAGAUAUCAGAUGAAACCAUCUUUGCACGGCCUCCAGAUCCUCGUACACCGCGAGGAUGGCUGGUGGAUCUAGUGAACAAGUUUGGGUCUCUAGACGGUUUUCAGAUUCUGCACGACAGGUUUCUGAAAGGACCAGCUCUUUCUGUACCAGUUAUCUGUGCAUUAAUCAAACCAUUUGGACAGUGUGCUGAAGUUCUGACUGCUCAUACGGUGCAGAAAUUCUUUAUGCCAGUUGUGGAAAUAAUUCCAAAGUUUUUGGAUAAUUUGACUGAUGACGAACUCAAAAAGGAAUCAAAGACUGAAGCGAAGAACGAUGCAUUGUCCUCUAUCAUCAAAGCUCUCAAACAGCUGGUAUACAGAUUGCCAAACCAAGAGGAGACAAUCAAAAGUCUGGAGAUAUUUAGACUAAAAAUGAUUCUGAGGCUGCUUCAGAUAUCUUCGUUUAAUGGGAAAAUGAAUGCUCUGAAUGAAGUGAACAAAGUGAUAACCAACGUGUCAUUCCAUUCAACCCGGCACAAUCAAAUAGAUGAAGAUGAAUGGCUGACGGCAGACAAAAUGGCGGAGUGGAUCCAGCAGAACGGAGUUCUUGGAAUUGUGCUGCGAGAUAGUCUUCAUCAACCGCAGUACGUAGAGAAACUGGAGAAGAUUCUCAGAUUUAUGAUCAAAGAAAAAGCGCUAACAAUGGAGGACCUAGAUUUGUUGUGGGAAGCACAGUCGGGCAAACAUGAUGCUAUUGUGAAAAAUGUGCAUGACCUUCUAGCAAAGUUGGCUUGGGAUUUUACACCAGAACAAUUGGAUCAUCUCUUUGACUGUUUUCAAGGAAGUUGGCAUCAUGCUACAAAAAAGCAACGUGAAAAAUUGCUAGAACUGAUUCGUCGACUUGCUGAAGAUGAUAAGGAAGGAGUUAUGGCUCAUAAGGUCCUGACGCUCUUGUGGAAUCUUGCUCACAGUGAAGAUGUUCCAACAGAAAUCAUGGACCAAGCAUUAACCGCGCACAUCAAAAUUCUCGAUUACAGUUGCUCACAGGAUCGUGAUGCUCAAAAGAUACAGUGGAUCAAUAGAUUCGUGGAGGAGUUGAAAAACGACAAAUGGGUUCUGCCAUCGUUGAAACAAAUCCGGGAAAUCUGUGUCCUUUUCUCUGAGGCACCUCAGAGUUUUCCCCACUCACAGAGGGCCCCAAACAUGUUCUACCGAAAUAACGUGAUCGGUGAUUUACAGAGCCAGCACUCUAUAGUGAUGUUGGUCUCUCAGAAUCUUGCAGCCUACAUAACUAAGGCCAGAAUUUAUGCAAAAGAACAUCCGGAUGAGGAGCCGUCGCAGAUAAUGCCUGAUGGUCGUUUCAGUCACAUUAUGCAAGUCCAAGAAAGGCUAAGAUUUUUAAGAUUUCUUCUUAAAGAUGGACAGUUAUGGCUGUGUGAACCACAAGCAAGACAGAUCUGGCAUUGUCUUGCAGAAACCGCUAUUUACAUCACCGACAGAGAAGCAUGCUUCAAAUGGUUUGCAAAGCUUAUGGGAGAAGAACCAGACCUUGAUCCAGAUAUAACUAGAGACUUCUUUGAAAGGAAUAUUUUACAACUUGAUCCAUCUUUACUUACAGAAAAUGGCAUGAACUGUUUUGAAAGAUUUUUUAAACAAGUCAACUUAAAGGAAAAUAAAUUAAUAACGAAGCGUCGUGGAGGUCACAUGAUGGAUGAUCUAGAACUUAUUGGUCUUGACUACAUGUGGAGAGUGGUUUUAUGGAGUCCAGAUGAAGUGGCAGAAAAAGCUAUUACUUUAUUGAAAGACAUUUUUACCAACCUUGGUCCGCGGUUGCAGCAGAAUCAGGUGGAAAUUCACGAGGACUUUAUACAGUCGUGUGUAGAUAGACUUAAGGCUCCUUUCGACACUGUUUCUGUGUUGGAGAAGGACCGCGAUAGCAAUAAUCGAGUGAUGCAGGAAUCAAUUCGCAUGGUUCGGGUGUUGACAGUGCUACGGGAAUAUAUAGCCGAGUGUGAUGAGGCGUAUGGGGAAGAAAGAACAAUUCUACCACUGAGCAGAGCAUGUCGAGGGAAACUUGUUAGUCUGAAAGUGAGAUUUCCAAACCAAGGUAGACAGGUAGAAGAUCUGGAAGUGUGGUCGCACACUAACGACACAGUCGGUGCUCUACGACGUCAGAUUUUACAGAGAGUGAAAGCGAACGCAAACAAUAUCAAAGUGGACUUGUAUGUGAACGGAGAGCAAAUAGACUCUAGUGAAGAUAAAAAACUUAUUUCACAAAUCCCACUCCGAGACAAGAUGACGAUUACAGCGAAGCUUGUUCAGGUUGGUAGUAACAUGCCGUCAAGUCCAGACAGUAGUUCUGACAGUUCAGCUGGCUCUCCUCACCACACAGAGGAUGGACCCAACGUUGAGGCAGAACACUCUUUACCAGGAGUGUUGAUGUCUCAGUCUGCACAGUAUGCCCAGUUCCUCUUUCAGUUGUCGGAUCUUGGUUGUCAACUUCAGGUGCCAAAGUUAAGAGACACGGCACGAGCAGUACUAAAGCUGAUGCCCAUGGAUGUACAUACGAUACAGAAGUUUCGGAAGAUUUGUUUGGAAAAUGCUAAAACAGAUGGAGUGUCCCAAAGUCUGGAAGCCAUGUUCUUUAAUGCAUCAGCCACACAAGUAGUGUAUAAUAUUGAGGUCGCGUAUUGUUUACUGAUGCCAGCUUCAGAUCCAUUGUCUGAGGAAGCUUUUGAAUUUCAGUUUAACUAUGUCCGGAGUGGUGGGGUCCAGCUAUCAUUGAACAUGCUCACAAAGAACAACUUUUUACCAAGUGCGGAUUUGCCCACCAGAAGGACGGCGUACCUGACGGUGUUGAAAGUGUGCAAGUUGAUGCUGACGACAGUGGGCCAUGCGAAGGUGCAGGUUGUGGUGGACGCGUGCCACUCUGAGUCGCAGGUGGCGCCCGUCUCGGUGCUGGAACACAACCAGGCGGCCGCGCUCCAGCAGGCUCUCAUCUAUAUCCCCAGCCCAGACUCUGAGUUCACCACACGCAGUGUCGCCAUGAGGCUCGGGCAGCACCUCGGGGAACAGGCCACAGGGGUACUUCCUGAUUUGUCAACAGUGAAAGCAAUACAAAAGAUUGCCUGGGCUGCAAGCAGCUGCUCUCUACAUCUAGUGCAUGCAUCAAACGAAGAGAUCCACAAAGCUCACGAAAAGCCGAAGGAAGGCAUUCACACGGACAUGGAGGACAUCAACGUGGCGCGGGAGGCCAUGGAGGUCCUCACGGUGUGCCUGGCUCUGUUCCCCUCCGCGCUCGACGUGUUGCACAAGGACAAGGCCUGGCAGUGCUUCAUCAUAGAUCUGCUGCUGCUCUGUAAAAGCAGUCGGAAUAUACGGAUAUGUGCGUCUGACCAGUUUGUGUUGAUGGCGACCCGGUGCAGCACUAGUCCUCGACCUUUGGUUUUCUUCAUCACUCUUCUCUUCACUGUCCUUUCUUCUACAGCCAAAGAAAACGCCAAGCAAUCACAUGACUAUUUUCAACUUCUAUGUAGAUUACUGGGUUUCGCCUUUGCAAAUGAGACUAGUCUUUCAACAGCAGAUGCUCUGCUCAACAAUGAAAUCACAUGGUUGAAAAAAGUGAGGGAUCAUGUGAUAACCUCUGGUGAAACGGGGACAGAGGAUGCACUGUUGGAGGGUCAUCUGGGCAUCACACGUGAACUUCUGUCAUUCCAGAGUCCAGAGAAAAAGUAUAAUAUUGGCUCAGAGAAAGGAGGAGCAAAUCUCAUCAAAGAACUGGUAGAAGAUUUUAUAUUUCCUGCAUCAAAGAUAGUGCUGCAGUGUCGGAAGCAAAAUGGUGAUUUUCCUGCUGAGCAGGCGUUUCCCGUCUGUUCGACGUCCAUGACUGUGAUAGCAGCCUUCGAUCUCUUGGUGGCGCUUUGCACUGGCUGCGUGCAGAAUCUUCAUUUCCUAGCAAACAUGCUGAUCGACAUGUAUUACACAAAUGAAACCCCUCUGACAGAGUGGGAGUAUGUUCCUCCGGUUGGACCGAGGCCCAACAAAGGUUUUGUCGGUUUGAAGAAUGCGGGAGCCACGUGUUACAUGAAUUCUGUUAUACAGCAGUUGUUCAUGAUAGAACCGAUCAGGAAUGGUAUUCUAGGUGUGAACGGUGCAGCUGAUGACAUCGAUGAAGAUUUUCUGAACGAUGAUAAAACGGAAAAUGAAACAAACAUUGAUAUCAGUGAGUUUGAGAAGAAGGAUGAGGACAAGUUGAACAAGACAGAGGAGAGGAAGGACUACAACAUGGGCGUUCUCAAGCAGAUCCAGGUGAUCUUCGGACACCUCGCCGCCAGCAAACUGCAGUACCAUGUGCCCAGGGGAUUCUGGAAACACUUCAAGUUAUGGGGCGAACCCGUGAAUCUCCGAGAACAGCAUGAUGCACUGGAGUUCUUUAACAGUCUGGUCGACAGUCUCGAUGAGGCUUUGAAGUCGCUCAGUCAGCCGUGUGUGUUGUCGAAAGUUCUCGGAGGCUCGUUCGCAGAUCAGAAAAUAUGCAAAGACUGUCCGCACAGAUAUCAGAGGGAAGAAGCGUUUACCACACUGAAUGUUGAUAUCCGGAACCACCAGAACCUGUUCGAAUCACUGGAGCAGUAUGUGAAAGGAGACUUGUUGGAAGGAGCCAAUGCAUAUCACUGUGAAAAAUGUAACAAAAAGGUUGACACUGUAAAAAGGUUACUGAUAAAAAAAUUACCAAAGAUUCUGGCUAUCCAAUUGAAAAGAUUUGAUUAUGACUGGGAAAGGGAAUGUGCAAUCAAAUUUAAUGACUAUUUUGAAUUUCCACGGAAAUUUGACAUGGAACCAUACACCGUUCAAGGUGUAGCCAAAGUUGAAGGGGAAGUGAUAGACGACGAGGAGGAAAAGCCGCAGAGUACGAAGUACAGAUUGAUUGGAGUUGUUGUCCACAGUGGUCAGGCCAGCGGAGGACAUUACUACUCGUACAUCUACUACAAAGGGACAUCGGAUCCACAUCCCAAGUGGUACAAGUUUGAUGAUGGUGAUGUGUCUGAAUGCAAGAUGGAUGAUGAUGAGGAAAUGAAAAACCAGUGCUUUGGAGGUGAAUAUCUGGGAGAGGUUUAUGACCACAUGUUGAAAAGGUCUGCAGUAAGACGACAGAAAAGAUGGUGGAAUGCAUAUAUUCUGGUUUAUGAAAGAAUAGAUGAAAUGAAAGAUGAAAUUGACAGUGUGAUAAAAGAAAUGCAGAAAAUAUCUAUAUCCAGCACGGUGCCACAUGUGGCAAUGCCACUGACAAUAGACCGGUUGGUGAGAAAGCAGAAUAUCUUGUUUAUGCACGAGAAGAACCAAUACUGCAUCGAGUAUUUCCAGUUCAUGAAGAAACUCAUCACGUGUAAUCACGUCAUCCUCACUCACGCAAUGCAGGAGAAACUGACCAAUGAAGCAGAACAGAUUGCAAUGAUUAGCAUGGAACUGGCAUCAAAAUUCCUAUUUACAGUGGGCUUUCACACGAAGAAAACACUCCGGGGCUCGGCAAGUGACUGGUACGAUGCUCUGCACAUUCAUCUGAGGUUUAGUAAAACAGUCAGAAGCUGGUUUGCACAUAAUGUUCUCUUUGCUCAACCUGCACGAUUUGCAGAAUAUCUUCUGGAAUGUCCAAGCUCAGAGGUGCGAAAUGCUUUUGCCAAGAUAAUUGUGAUCCUGUCACAUUUCUCUCUCCAAGAUGGACCCUGUCCCCCACCACUUGUACAAGGUCUGUACGCCGCUGGUCAGGCUGCGGACCCGAACGCAACACUGAGUGAUCACCUCCUGGUAGCAGUGCUGGCGCUGCUCAGAAAAGAGGUGUCCGAACAUGGCCGCCAUCUCCAGCAGUACUUUCACCUGUUCCUCAUGUAUCUCAACCUGGGCAUCGUCGAGAAACAACAGCUGCUGAGGCUGAACGUGCCAGCACAGUUCAUCAGCGUGGCCCUUGACGAAGGGCCUGGGCCUCCCAUCAAGUACCAGUAUGCGGAGCUCAGUAAGCUGUACUCUGUAGUGUCGCACCUUGUCCGCUGCUGUGACGUGUCGGCAAGAUACCAGUGCUCGGUUGCUGGCCAGCAGUGUCUGCCCAAUCCUCACGGAGAUCCCCAGUGUCCUCAGCCGUUGAUAGAGAUUCAGAGACAGGUGGAUGACAUGCUGUUCAACAGGUCGAACUACGUGAAGAAGAUCAUCGAGGAAUGCAACAACUCGGAAGAUACGACAAAAUUGUUGAAAUUUAGCUGUUGGGAAAAUCCACAUUUUUCAUCAGUAGUUUUAGGAGAACUUUUGUGGCAGGUUGCGUAUUCUUACACAUAUGAACUAAGACCAUACCUAGAUCUGCUUUUGCAAAUGCUGCUGUUAGAAGACUCCUGGCAAAACCACAGAAUACACAAUGCACUUAAAGGAAUUCCAGACGAUCGUGACGGGUUAUUUGACACGAUACAGAGAUCGAAGAACCAUUACCAGAAGAGGGCGUACCAGUGCAUCAAGAUGAUGGUGGCACUCUUCACGCAUUGCCCGCAAGCAGCUCAGAUGUUACAAACCAAUGGAGAUCUGAAAAGGAAGUGGACUGGAGCGGUAGAUUGGCUCACCGACGAACUAGAAAGAAGACCGUAUCCUGGCAAUACACAGUAUUCCUACAACAACUGGUCCCCUCCGGCGCAGUCCAAUGAAACAUCAAAUGGCUACUUCUUGGAGAGGUCACAAAGUGCCAGACUGACGUUGGAGAAGGCGUACGAACUCUGUCCAGGCGAGGAACCGGAAGAAGGCGAUUUAACUGAUGAACAGGAGGGUAACCAUGACGACCCAGUCCCGGGCUACUCCCACCAGCCGGUGGUGGGGCAGUCGGCACCGGUCACCGCACCACAGCCUCUUCCCAACAACCAGGUCCAGGUGCAGCCCGUCGCCCACCCCGUGCAGCCUAGCAACCAGAUCAGCAACCAGCUUAACCAACAGCAACAGGGUCAGCAGGCGCCCACGGUAACAACGGCCGCACCAGCGGGGAACCAGGAGACGGGGGAGGACGAUCAUGGGGGGAGUGUGCCGCGGAGCGGAGACUGAACACAUCGAGACAGAUGAACAGUGGCCAUAAAAAAAUGAUUGUGAAUUCAUGAGGCAGAGAGAAUUUUUAAAAACAACAACCUGAUAGCGAAUCUCUCCAUUAAUAGUGUAUAUGAAGACUAUUUCAGUAAUAAUAAUACUUCACUUAGCCAGGGAAAAGGCUGUUACUUCAAUAGCAGUGGAUGCAGUAAGGAAAGAUGGAGGAUUCCUGUCUUAUCAAUAGUUUCUGCCUUGCCCCAACGUUUUGUGAUUGAUUGAUGUCCUAUUGGUCGGCAAGACGGGAUUGCACAAAUUGUGAUAAUAAGUAUAUAUAAAAAAAAGCUAUAGGCGUAUAUAUUCCAAUCCAUUGUAAAUGUAUUCUAUUUAUUGGACAAGUCACUGGAGACGGAGGAGUUAAUACAGUAACAUUUGUAUUCAACUCUGUAAUGAUCCACGACUGUCUAGUAAUGAUCCACGACUGUCUAGUAAUGAUCCACGACCGUCUAGUAAUGAUCCACGACUGUCUAGUAAUGAUCCACGACUGUCUACCUGUUGGGUUGUCUGAAUAUUACAAGGAUAUUACUGAGGUACUGGAUUUCAUAGACUUUUUUUUUGUGUUUUUUUUCCCUACCCCCCCCCCCCCCUCCCCCCCCCCCCCCCCUUCCCAGGAGAGUUGUUUUCAAUUCAGAAUAAAAGAGAACAACAUGUGGUGGUGAAAAAAACCAAAUGAAAAUCCAGAUGGUUACCCCCAUCGGGUUGUGUCUUUGUGCUGUUUGACAGAUGUACGAACAUGCUGUGUUGUUGAGAGAACAGUAUUUAUUUCUCGGUUAGGUCCCAGCAUUUACAUAUUACAGAAAACUUUUGUCUUUCCUGUAUCUAAAGACGGUUAUAUAUCAACCAAGUCCUCAAAUGCAUGUAUUGUGUUCCUGUACAUGUUAAAAAUGAAAACGAAAGUGGAUGAAACAAAUCGGUUGCCAUUGACUAAUGUAAGUGAACAUUUACCCAAGGAUAAUUAUUUUAAAUUGAGGACUUUGUCUCAAUAAUAGAACAAUGAUCUUAUCCUUUGUGCAAGUCUUUUUCAUUUGUCACUGGUGAUGCGCAGUUAUUAACAGUAGUAGAAAAUAUUAGCGAUUAUUUUGGUUAAUGUUGUAGUAAUAAAUAUGUUAAUUUGACAAGUUGUUUUUGUCUCGCUUUUAGUGAUAAUAAAAUAAUGGUUUCAAAAACAAUUUACUAACCACAUGGCCAUACUGUCGACUUGAUAUUCCUUACUCAUUUACUGACAAUAUUGAUCAAUGUAAUAUAUGGUAUUUUUACAAAAAUUAUAAUUAUUACAGGCUUUUUGGCAUCUAGUCUACCAGAUAUUAUUAUUUCUUGUAGAUAAACGUAACUGAACAGGACAGGGUCAUCUUGUAUGCUAAGUAACAUAGAAGUGACAUUCAUUUGCCAUGUUCAAAAGGCCAAGUGCUCUUUGAACAAUUUGACUGGUACCAUGGUCUAUCAUAAUACAUUUCUUUCAUGUUUAACACAAAAACCAGUCUAGCUAGUAGGGACUACGAUCACUCGCCAACUGAACACGUGUUGGCUAAUGCCUCCUGUGGACCUGUCAGCUUGAAUUUGUAUAUCUGUUGGGGAAAUUUUCUUCUUGCAAGUCACACUGUUUUUGUAAUAUACGUGGGUAUGUUGUCGCAUGUUCUGUUAAUUACCAGUUAAUAAACGUUCAAGCAUCAACCAAUUUUUACUUGAAAUUUACUCGCUACGACAGAUUCAUGAUUGAUAAUAAUUAUACAAUUGUUUGUUCAGGAGGACAAACACUUUUGAACAAUUUGACUGGUUUUCGUCCUAUACUAUCCUAUCACAUUGAUAAAAAGUUAGGUGCAGAAACCAGUCUAGUGGGCAACCAGUCCUUCGAACAUGCUUCUGGCUAUUAACAUUUGGGACACAGUAAUUUUACCAAUUGAUAAUAAGCAGUCAUGUUUGUGUGCUUAUUUGUUAAGCUGUGAUUUGGUGUUAUUUUUAUGACGGUGUAUUAAAAAGUCUGCAACA